Molecule: messenger RNA, 2357 nt
Organism: Sesamum indicum (sesame)
Lineage: Eukaryota; Viridiplantae; Streptophyta; Magnoliopsida; Lamiales; Pedaliaceae
Product: mechanosensitive ion channel protein 2, chloroplastic
Biological process (GO): transmembrane transport
Cellular component (GO): membrane
Source: RefSeq, a predicted model, not a curated record
AGGAGGAGAGGGGGAGAGAGAGAGAGAGAGAGAGAGAGCCACGUAUACAUAUAAUGGAGAAAUACAUGGUUUCUAUCCAAUGAUGGCUAUCUCUAGUUCUUUGCAACCAUCUCUUGAGUUUGGAAUUUGUAGUAACCAUGGAAGCAAGAGAAGAUUUCUGAGUUCGAAAAUAAGAGGCAAAUUAUCUUCACUGGGAGCUAAUCUCUCAUCAGUUUCAACGCAACAAUAUUCUUGGAGUACAAUUCUUUCGAAGAGGAUACACAGACGAGUAUGCACCAUCCCUUGUAGAAAUCAUCAGUUUAAAUGCUGUUGCUUUCUAAAUGCAGGCCCCACUUUAGAUGCUACGUCUGUAAAGAAUUUCACUUUAGCUUUAGCAAGAUCAUUUAAUCGUCUACAAGGAAGUCCUAUCAUUAUCAAAUUGGCUUCAGCCAUGGGUAUAGUUGUUUUUGCAAUAUGGGGACUUGGACCACUUGUGCAACAAAUCAGAAACAUAUUUCUGAAGAAGGGUGAUAGCAGUUGGCAGAGAAGUGGCACAUAUCAUGUCACAAGCUCGUAUAUUCAACCAUUACUGCUGUGGACAGGAGCAAUCUUCUUCUGCAAAGAAUUGGAUCUGAUGAUUCUUCCCUCAGAAGGUGGUCAAAUUGUUAAACAGCGAGUGCUGAAUUUUGUCAGAUCAUUGUCAACAGUGCUGGCCUUUGCACAUUGUUUGUCGAGUGUAAUUCAACAAGCACAGAAAUUCUUCAUGGAGACAAAUGACCCUACCGACACUAGAAAUAUGGGCUUCCAGUUUGCUGGCAGAGCUGUGUACACAGCUGUAUCGGUUGCAGCUGUAUCAUUGUUCAUGGAGUUGUUAGGUUUCUCGACCCAAAAAUGGAUCACAGCAGGAGGGCUUGGGACGGUUUUGCUCACUCUUGCUGGACGUGAGAUUCUCACGAAUUUCCUUUCAAGUGUAAUGAUUCAUGCAACCCGGCCAUUUAUCCUGAAUGAAUGGAUUCAAACCAAGAUUUCAGGCUAUGAAGUUUCUGGGACAGUUGAGCAUGUGGGAUGGUGGUCACCAACAAUUGUAAGAGGUGAUGACCGUGAAGCUGUUCACAUUCCCAACCACAAGUUUACUGUAAAUAUUGUGAGAAAUCUCAGUCAAAAAACUCACUGGCGUAUUAAAACCCACCUGGCCAUCAGUCACUUGGAUGUUGGCAAAGUUAAUAACAUUGUAGCUGAUAUGCGCAAGGUUCUAGCAAAGAAUCCUCAGGUUGAACAACAGAAAUUGCAUAGAAGGGUAUUCUUGGAUAAUAUUGAUCCUGAAAAUCAGGCCCUCUUGAUAUUAGUUUCCUGCUUUGUGAAGACCUCACGUUUUGAAGAAUAUUUGUGUGUCAAGGAAGCUAUUCUGCUUGACCUUCUCAGAGUCAUUACGCACCAUCGUGCUCGAUUAGCCACUCCCAUCCGUACAGUACAGAAAGUAUUUACUGAUGCAGACUUGGAUGGUAUCCCAUUUUCAGAUUCUGUAUUUACUCGGGGAGCUCCAUUAGACCGCCCGUUACUAUUGAUUGAGCCAUCCUAUAAAAUCAGUGGAGAUGAUAAGAUUAAAACUCAAGCUCGAGCAGCACGUGCAAAUGGGGAUGAAGAGAACAAGGCACCAGCAAAACCAAUGCCUUAUAGUAAAGUGGAUGCUGAAGGUGAACCGACUUUGAGCAUUGAUACUAAAUCUCAAGAAUCAGAGCUUACCGACAAUAAUACAAAAGAGACAGCGACUCCAGAUGCCAAACCUGGUGAGGAGUUUGGACAAAAACUCCAUACUGGGACCAAGGACAUAAUAUCGACAUCUGAUCCCAAGCUCAGUAAUAGCACAGCAAAGUCCCGACCCCAAGAGGGUGGCUCUUCUUCUCCACAGCUAAAACAAGACGUAAGGCAACCAGUACCACAGGCUCCAGCAACCAAACCGUCUCUGGAAGAGAAUAUAGUUCUUGGUGUUGCUCUGGAGGGUUCUAAGAGGACGCUGCCCAUAGAGGAAGAUAUGCCAGCCCCAUCAAACCCAGAAGAGACAAAGGAAUUGGCGGCAUUGCUCAGCAGCAACGGUCCUGCAGUAGCUGAGAAGGAAAAAAGUGACGCUAAGCGAACGAACAUGCCUAGUUCUCCACCCAGUGAUCCCUCAGAUCAGCAAGAGUAGCGGCAUCUGGGUUGGCUCUGCAUAUGCACAUUGGAAUCACAACUGGUAAAGCCCGAAUCUGCAGGGUGUACAGAACGCUGUAAAUAUUCGUUCACAGUCGUGUGGAAGAUUGUUUCCAGACCUCUUGUUGUAAGGAUGUUUUUCGUCAAAUUGAUCAUACGUCAAUGAAAAAGCUUCUGCCAUGUUGAAAUUA